Molecule: messenger RNA, 684 nt
Organism: Arabis nemorensis
Lineage: Eukaryota; Viridiplantae; Streptophyta; Magnoliopsida; Brassicales; Brassicaceae
Source: the annotation of a GenBank genome assembly
AUGAGAUGUUUUUUCGAGCUAAUGAUCCCUGAACUCGAUGACAUAACUUAUCUCCGUUUCGCCUCCAUAAAUAAUCUCUGUGCCAAGCUCCUGAACGAUGUUCAAUCCAAGAGUUGCUUUGUUCCUUUGAGCGACGAGAAGCAGAAUUAUAACAUAAUCUUACUCUACCCCUCUUACAUAACAUCCCUCUUGUGCUGUGACGGAAAUAGUCUUAAGGUUACAGAGGAUUUGGUGUGCUUUAGUGGUUUGAUCAAAAACAUCCACAUUGAUAAUUCUAAUGGAUACACGAUGGAUAUCGAACUCAAAUCAAUAACCAGCAAGAUCCUCCAGGGAAUCAUCGAGUUUUGCUCCGAACAUGGUUCAGUUGAUCUUUCUGAGGCUUAUCUGGAGAAAUUCGACUCUGAAUUCGUCCAGCAAUACGAACUCUUGAAUCUAGCUCAAGCUUAUGAGACUUUGAAAAUUCAUUGUCUUCUUGACUUGGUAGCACCGAUGAUUGUUCGCAGGAUCAACCACAAACAAGCCUUAAAGGGAUGGUGGGGUAACCAUGAGGAUUUAGCUACUCGCCGGGUGAAGACGAGGAGAUCAGUGAGGGAUAUAAUACCUUGGGAGGAUGUGAAGCUUGAGAGUCAUGGAGGUGUAGGUCUUGAACCCCCGUUUAGAGAAGCCCGAGACAAACAAAAAUAG